Molecule: messenger RNA, 4711 nt
Organism: Rattus norvegicus (Norway rat)
Lineage: Eukaryota; Metazoa; Chordata; Mammalia; Rodentia; Muridae
Gene: Mtmr10
Product: myotubularin related protein 10
Cellular component (GO): cytoplasm
Source: RefSeq, a predicted model, not a curated record
AAAUGUAGGCUUUCUGGGCUAAGUCUAUGUUACAAGGACUUAGUCUUGCUCUUGUCCUAUGAAGCAGCCAGAAGCAGCACAAGAAUAAAACUUCAAUGAAAGAGUAUUUACAAAGGCAUCUGUGUAGCCCAGGGGCUGUGGUUUACUAUCCCAUGGAGCCAUCAGUCCCUUCCUUUGUCUCGUCCUCACUGCAUUCCCAGGAGAAAUUGUUGUAAAUGAAGUCAAUUUUGUGAGAAAAUGCAUUGCAACAGACACGAGCCAGUAUGAUUUAUGGGGAAAGUUGAUAUGCAGUAACUUCAAAAUUUCCUUUAUUACAGAUGACCCAAUGCCAUUACAGAAAUUCCAUUACAGAAACCUUCUCCUUGGAGAGCAUGAUGUCCCUUUGACUUGUAUUGAACAGAUUGUCACAGUGAAUGACCACAAGAGGAAACAGAAAGUCCUAGGUCCCAACCAGAAGCUGAAAUUCAAUCCAACAGAAUUAAUUAUUUAUUGUAAAGAUUUCCGAAUUGUCAGAUUUCGCUUUGAUGAGUCGGGUCCUGAAAGUGCUAAGAAGGUAUGCCUUGCAAUAGCUCAUUAUUCCCAGCCAACAGACCUGCAGCUACUCUUUGCAUUUGAAUAUGUUGGGAAAAAAUACCACAAUUCAGCCAACAAAGUUAAUGGAGUAUCCUCAGGAGGUGGAGGAGUAUGGAGUGGAGCUGGCAGUCCCAGCAGCCAGAGGACGCCGCUGUUCGAAACUUACUCAGAUUGGGACAGAGAGACCAAGAGGACAGGCGCUUCUGGGUGGAGAGUUUGUUCUAUCAAUGAAGGUUACAUGAUAUCUACUUGCCUUCCAGAAUACUUUGUCGUGCCAAGUUCACUAGCAGACCAAGACCUGAAGAUCUUUUCUCCUUCUUUUGUUGGAAGAAGAAUGCCAUGCUGGUGCUGGAGCCAUUCCAACGGCAGUGCUCUUGUGCGAAUGGCUCUCAUCAAAGAUGUGCUGCAGCAGAGGAAGAUCGACCAGAGGAUUUGCAAUGCUAUAACUAAAAGUCAUCCACAGAGAAGUGAUGUUUACAAGUCAGAUUUGGAUAAGACUUUGCCCAAUAUCCAAGAAAUACAAGCGGCAUUUGUAAAACUUAAGCAACUGUGUGUCAAUGAGCCUUUUGAAGAAACUGAAGAGAAGUGGUUGUCUUCACUGGAAAGUACUCGGUGGUUAGAAUAUGUCAGGGCUUUCCUUAAACACUCAGCUGAACUUGUGUACAUUCUUGAAAGCCAGCGUCUCUCUGUAGUCCUGCAAGAGGAGGAAGGCAGAGACUUGAGUUGUCUGGUGGCGUCUCUUGUUCAAGUGAUGAUGGAUCCAUACUUCAGGACAAUUACUGGAUUUCAGAGUCUGGUACAGAAGGAGUGGGUCAUGGCAGGGUACCCGUUCCUAGACAGAUGUAACCAUUUGAAGAGGUCAGAGAAAGAGUCUCCUUUGUUCUUGCUGUUCUUGGAUACCACGUGGCAGCUGCUAGAGCAGUAUCCAGCUGCCUUCGAGUUCUCCGAGACGUACUUAGCAGUACUGUGUGACAGUACCCGGAUCUCGCUGUUCGGGACCUUCCUGUUCAACUCUCCUCAUCAGCGGGUGAAGCAGAGCACAGAGUUUGCUAUCAGCAAAAACAUUCAGCUGGGUGAUGAAAAGGGCUUGAAAUUCCCCUCAGUUUGGGACUGGUCUCUUCAGUUCACGGCGAAGGACCGUACUCUUUUCCACAACCCCUACUACAUUGGCAAGAGUACUCCUUGCAUACAGAAUGGCUCCAGGAAGUCUUUUAAGCGCACAAAGAAAAGCUACAGCUCCACACUGAGAGGAAUGCCCUCAUGCUUGAAGAAUGGACUCAUCAGUGACCAAGAACUGCUUCCGCGGAGAAACUCACUGAUAUUGAAGUUGAAGCCAGACCCGCCUCAGCACGGCGACAGCCAGCACAGUGGAGCAGAGCAGUAUUUUAAAGAGUGGUUUUCCAGACCAGCCAAUCUACACGGCAUUAUCCUGCCACGUCUCUCUGGAACACACAUAAAAUUGUGGAAACUGUGUUACUUCCGCUGGGUCCCUGAGGCCCAGAUCAACCUUGGGGGCUCCAUCAUGGCCUUCCACAAGCUGUCUGUCCUGGCUGACGAGGUGGACAAGCUCAGCAGGAUGCUGAGGCAGCAUCACAGCGGCCCCUUAGAAGCCUGCUACGCAGAGUUGGACCAGAGCAGGAUGUACUUUAGGGCCACAGGGCCACAUGACACGCUAGGGACACCAGAGUUCCUCUCCUCUUCAUUUCCAUUUUCUCCUGUAGGAAAUCUGUGCAGACGAAGCAUUUUAGGAACACCAUUAAGCAAAUUUUUAAGUGGGGCCAAAAUAUGGUUAUCUACUGAGACACUAGCAAAUGAAGACUAAGGUAUUUUCUGUAUAUAUUGAGAGGAGCUGGACCUGUCCCUCUCCAAACUGAAAUUGCUAACUGAGGUGUCGAAAACUGGCCAUUUCAUAUGUAAGGAAUUUGCACUAAUAUUUAAAUCAUGUUUAGUCAUGCUGCCUUCAGUUUUCCUGAGGGCAGUGUGACUUGUGGGUUUUGUCCUUUAUCCUCUGGGUCUGGCUCACGUGGGUCACUGCAGCACGAGUUCCCCAUAGUGAUCACAAUGCCCGGGUUUCUCUGCAGAUUCUGCCAACAUCUGCUUUCCUACCACCUACUGAAGGUUGUCUGAUAGUCAGAUUACAACCCCGAGAUGGUGGACAGGGAAGUUAGUAAGUUAGUGUAUUUACUGCAUUUCCAGAUCAUCUGAGAAAACUCCUAAUAGGCCUCAGUUGGCAUCCAUGUAUUUAGCUAAUAUCUUAGCUUGUGUUCUGGGGUUAGAUAUUAUUAUUUUAGCUCACCUCAGUUAGGACCUAAGAUCACUGUGUUUCCAAAUCAUGAAUUUGCUUUAAUUCCAUACAACUAACUUUUAAAAGAUGCACUGUAAUUUUAAAGCAUUCACUGUAGCUAUUUAAACCUAGAAGUGCCUUUGACGUUAAGAUAAAAGUGACAAGCUAGAAUAAGAAGGAAAUAUAAUUCUAAAAGUUAGGGUCUUUAGACCCCACUGUAUAUUGGAAAUAGCUUUUUGCCAACAAGCUUACACCAACAGCCAGGAGUCUCUAGAGCCCUGCAGUCUUCGAGGCUCUUCAGGUAGCAGAGGCCCAGCUCCAGCUGUGGCUGAGGGUGCCCAGGCCAUGGGCAGGAGCGUGCCAUACUGACCACAGGCCGUGGGAGUUCUGGCCUCCUAAUGAGCACUUCAGCUGGCAUGCUGACACAGGCCGACACUUCUCCCUAGAAGUAACUGGCGGGGGUCACGAGAUGGACACAUGCACUGACUGGAAAGGACGACCUCCACAGUUGCCAUUUUAAUACACAGAGAUGCACCACCUCCAGGCUUGGGGGCAAUGCCAAGAGGCUGAGAUUCUGAUAAGAACCUGGCCAACGUCACAAAGCCCUGUGCUCCUGUCCUCUCGAGUGCUCAUGGGCUUCUUCUCCCAGUUAAAGGUGGCCAUGCCCUUGUGCACGAUGCCGUGUCUUCAGUCGCCACCUUGGAUUUUGAGAUACUUUAUAGUAAAGUGUUGAUUUAGUUUGUUUCUUUUUCUAAAGCAGAAUUUCUCAAAAUAGUUUGACUUGUAUGUGCUGUGUAGCCAUUUCUACUUAAUUAACCUUUUCUAACUGUUUAAUAAUGUCUCUGCAUUUAACAGAGCAGAUGUUCUCAUGUCUUAACAAGUUCUUAUCUUAUGGCUAAACUUAAUGUUUUCACUCAUCCGUUGCCUAUAAAAUGAGGGCUCUUGACAACUUACACAAAUAGCAUUAUCAGCAGUGAGGAUGCACCGGCCCUUGGCCACACACAGCUAGCCCUGGUCCCUGAGACACGACAGGGUGUCACCACUGGAGCCAGACAGUAAUCUCCCAUUUUCAUGAAGCUGCUUUGCUACUUCUAUAAGUUGUUCUAAAUUUAUGUUGUGGUUGAGAAUUCCUUUCUUUGUAAUUUUCAUCCCUAACAUUGACUUCAACUCCUUUCAGAACUUUUUUGGUAACUUAAAGAAGGUCAGGUACUAUUAACACUACUUUAUGAUGGAAAUUGCAUAUUUUUGUAUGGUAAAGUUGUAAAUUUUUCUAUUUUGACUGGGUGGUUGUUCCAUCACGAUUACUGUGCUACAGCUUACUAUGUCUAAUAUGUGAAGCAGCCCCAGAGUCCUAGUGUGGCCUAUGGGACAGCGGCCUGGCACCUGCUAACAAAAGCGACCCUGUGGUGGCAGAAGAGGUAAGCAUGGCUGCAUGCAGCAAACCAAAGAGCUCAGUAGCACAGUCUCCGAGGCCACAGGGCAGAGCCUGUGCUGGCCGUGCCCAUGCAGGGGCUGCCGACACUGGGUGUUCUAAUGCUGACUCCACAGGUGAGGUGUCUUGCUUUAUGAUGGGAACCAAUUCUAAAACCAAAAAUGCCUAACUCUACUUAAGGAAAGGACAUUAAUUUGUACUGACAGAAGAUGAAAAGUGUUUAGCACAUUUUUCAACAAGGUCCUCCUGCUGUAGCAGUUACCUCAAGUGAUUAAAACUUGGUGUCGAGACAAAACUAAAACCUUUGUGCCUAAAUACAACUGAUGACCUGAAGCAGGAUGAGCAGGUUGACUGGAUACUGCUCAACAGAAUGGAUGUAAAGGGAAUUCUGAUGGCUAAAUAAAAUUUCCAUGGAAACCGUU